Molecule: messenger RNA, 819 nt
Organism: Diutina rugosa
Lineage: Eukaryota; Fungi; Ascomycota; Pichiomycetes; Serinales; Debaryomycetaceae
Exons: 1
Coding region: 1-819 (272 amino acids)
Cellular component (GO): mitochondrion
Molecular function (GO): delta(3,5)-delta(2,4)-dienoyl-CoA isomerase activity
Source: RefSeq, a predicted model, not a curated record
AUGCCGUUUGACGCUAAGUUUUACGAAAAGUUCGCCCACUACAAGGUCGAAGAAAUCGAAGAGGGGUUCGCCCACGUCCAGCUUAACAACGCUAAGACGCUCAACGCAUUCGCCGAACAAGACUGGCAGGACUACCACGAGAUCUUGACCACGUUGGACGCCGACCCCGACACCAAUGUCAUCCUCGUGCUGUCGACGGUGGUCAAGGCGUUCACGCUGGGGCUCAACUUGAAGGAAGCGAUGUCGACCAUGGGCAACACCUCGGGGUCGCUUGCCGACCGCCAGAAGCACUUGUACAACCACAUCCGUGACUUCCAGUACUGCAUUGGCACCCCCACCCGUAUCCGCACCCCUACUAUUGGGUUAUUGAACGGGAUCAACUACGGAUUAGCUCUCGACAUCGCCGCCUGCUUCACCAUCAGAGUGUGCACUGAAGACGUCAAGUUCUCGAUCCGGGAAAUCAAGAUCGGCAUCUGUGCCGACAUCGGCUCGUUGCAACGGUUGCCUUCUGUUGUCGGCAACAAGCUGUUGUUGAGUCAAUACGCUUUAACUGGGGAAGUGUGGGGUCACCAACAAGCCGUCCAAUUGGGCUUCGUCUCCCACGUGGCCAAGGACUUGGAACUGGGGUUGCAAUACUGCAAGGACUUGGGUCUGGACAUCAACACCAACCGCCAGUGGGCCAUCAAGGGCACCAAGGACCACUUGCAACGCAUGUACGAUGGGCUGCUGGUGGCUCAGGGUUUGGAGGACAUUGCUCAGUACAACUCCAUCCACAUCACCGGCGACUUUGUCAACGACAUGGCCAAGGUGAAGCUUUAG